Messenger RNA from Sphaeramia orbicularis (orbiculate cardinalfish), 714 nucleotides. It is a transcript of the gene elof1, whose product is annotated as elongation factor 1. Gene Ontology annotation, cellular component: transcription elongation factor complex. Gene Ontology annotation, biological process: transcription elongation by RNA polymerase II. The coding region runs from base 1 to 444 and encodes 147 amino acids. The transcript has 5 exons. NCBI's taxonomy places the organism in Eukaryota, Metazoa, Chordata, Actinopteri, Kurtiformes, Apogonidae. Gene Ontology annotation, molecular function: RNA polymerase II complex binding. The record is from RefSeq and is a predicted model, not a curated record.
AUGUGGCUUAUAUGGCACUCUGAUGCCAGUGGUAAUGGCAUGUAUGGCACAGUGGAAAUGGCACAUGGCAAAACUGAAACGGUAUAUGACAGUGAUGAUGGCUUGUGGCCCUGUCGGCUGCUGAGCCGCAGCAUCCGGAUCAAAUUGAAUACAGAGCAUCCUCGAGUCAUCCGUGUGAUAUUGAACUUUACAAAUGGGGCGCAGAAGUCGAAGAGAAAACCACCUCCCAAGAAAAAAAUGACGGGCAACCUGGACACCCAGUUUACAUGCCCGUUUUGUAACCAUGAGAAGUCAUGUGAUGUCAAAAUGGAACGAACCCGCAACACAGGAAUUAUAUCAUGCAGUGUUUGUUUGGAGGAGUUCCAGACUCCUAUAACCUACCUGUCCGAGCCAGUGGAUGUUUACAGUGACUGGAUUGACGCCUGUGAAGCUGCCAAUCAGUAGUUUUCAUACACCUCAUCUUCUCUCUAACCUCAUUCACUUUACUUGUCACGACUACGUUUGGUCCACUAAAUUUGUGUUGAGCUUUCAAAAUUUUGCAUGAUGUUCACAGUGUGUUACAGACCAAGUUUAAGCUCCUAUAGUGGCUUUUUUAAGUGCAAACACCUUCCUUUGGCUGGGCCAGAGUGUCCAAAACUGUCUAUGCCACAGUACUCAAUGUCCUUAUACCUCACGGCAGCUCAUGUUAAAUGGUUUUUUUUUUUUUUUUUUUUU